Messenger RNA from Rangifer tarandus platyrhynchus (Svalbard reindeer), 351 nucleotides. Lineage: Eukaryota; Metazoa; Chordata; Mammalia; Artiodactyla; Cervidae. The record is from the annotation of a GenBank genome assembly.
AUGGACAGAGGAGCCUGGUGGGCCACAGUCCCUGGGGGCACAAAAGAGUCAGAAAACAACAUAGUGACUAAACACCUGGUCUGCUGCCUGGGAGAGGACGUCAAGGGCACGGAUCGUUCUCAAGGAGAGGCCUCCCCACAGCCUCAACUGAAGGAGCAGGCCACUCGAGCAGGCUGGGAGGGUUCCCUGGAACCCGGGGUUUCACGAUCGUUCAAGGGCAUCGACCUAGGGAGCGCUGUCCGUCUCAAUCAGGGCUCUGACCUUGGGCUUGCAGACUUUGGGAGGCAAGGAUUCCAGCAUCCUCUGGAGCUCUGCUUCACAAAAGCCCUGGGUCUCAUCCUCAGCUUAUGA